Galeopterus variegatus (Sunda flying lemur) is the source of this 2312-nucleotide messenger RNA. RefSeq names its product rap guanine nucleotide exchange factor 6. NCBI's taxonomy places the organism in Eukaryota, Metazoa, Chordata, Mammalia, Dermoptera, Cynocephalidae. Gene Ontology annotation, molecular function: guanyl-nucleotide exchange factor activity; protein binding. The record is from RefSeq and is a predicted model, not a curated record. The transcript is spliced from 12 exons. Gene Ontology annotation, biological process: Ras protein signal transduction; positive regulation of GTPase activity. Bases 190 to 2193 code for a protein of 667 amino acids. Gene Ontology annotation, cellular component: plasma membrane; apical plasma membrane; endocytic vesicle.
GAGAGUGAGGUAGGAGAUGUAGAUUUAACACGUCUUCCAGAAGGACCUGUUGAUUCUGAAGAUGAAGAAGAGGAAGAUGAAGAGAUUGAUCGAACAGAUCCAUUGCAGGGGCGAGAUCUUGUUCGAGAAUGUCUUGAAAAAGAACCUGCAGACAAAACUGAUGAUGAUAUUGAGCAAUUACUGGAGUUUAUGCAUCAACUCCCUGCUUUUGCAAACAUGACCAUGUCUGUAAGGAGAGAACUCUGCUCAGUGAUGAUUUUUGAAGUGGUAGAGCAGGCUGGAGCUAUUAUUCUUGAAGAUGGGCAAGAGCUUGAUUCAUGGUAUGUUAUUUUAAAUGGCACUGUAGAAAUCAGUCAUCCUGAUGGAAAAGUCGAAAAUCUCUUUAUGGGAAAUAGUUUUGGAAUUACUCCCACUCUGGAUAAGCAGCACAUGCAUGGAGUUGUCAGGACUAAAGUAGAUGAUUGUCAGUUUGUCUGCAUAGCCCAGCAGGAUUAUUGGAGAAUUUUAAAUCAUGUGGAAAAAAAUACCCAUAAAGUUGAGGAAGAGGGAGAAAUUGUUAUGGUGCAUGAGCACCGUGAACUAGACCGGAGCGGAACCAGGAAAGGACACAUUGUAAUCAAGGCAACACCUGAGCGUCUCAUCAUGCACUUAAUAGAAGAACAUUCCAUUGUAGACCCAACUUAUAUAGAAGAUUUCCUGUUAACUUAUAGGACAUUUCUUGGAAGUCCUUUGGAUGUUGGAAUCAAACUGUUGGAAUGGUUUAAGAUUGACAGCUUAAGGGAUAAGGUUAGUUUUAUAAACAAAAAGGGCAUGAAAGUGAUUUUAACCUUUAAAUUUAAAAUGAAUGGUCAUCUCCGGUUACUGAAUAUUGCUUGUGCUGCAAAGGCCAAGUGGCGACAGGUUGUGCUGCAAAAGGCUUCCCGUGAGUCCCCUCUGCAUUUCAGCCUUAAUGGAGGAAGUGAGAAGGGAUUUGGUAUUUUUGUUGAAGGAGUAGAACCUGGUAGCAAAGCUGCUGAUGCAGGAUUGAAACGUGGUGAUCAGAUAAUGGAAGUAAAUGGACAAAACUUUGAGAAUAUUACAUUCGUGAAGGCCCUUGAAAUUUUGAGGAAUAAUACUCAUCUUGCACUUACUGUAAAGACCAACAUUUUUGUGUUUAAAGAGUUACUUACUAGGACUGAACAAGAGAAAUAUGGUAUUCCUCAUAUUCCCAAAAUUGCUGAAAAAAAAAGUAAUCGCCAUUCAAUCCAGGAUGUACCAGGAGAUACUGAACAGACAUCACAAGAGAAAGGAAAUAAGAAAGUUAAAGCAAAUACUGUUUCCGGUGGAAGAAACAAAAUCAGGAAAAUUUUGGAUAAAACACGAUUUAGUAUCUUGCCUCCAAAACUAUUUAGUGAUGGAGGCCUGAGCCAAUCACAAGACGACAGCAUUUUGGGAACAAGGCACUGUAGACAUAGUCUGGCUAUAUUGCCUAUUCCUGGAACACUCUCAUCCAGCAGUCCCGAUCUCCUGCAGCCUACCACCAGCAUGUUGGAUUUUUCCAAUCCAUCAGCUGUUGCUUUUUACUAUAUUCCUGAUCAAGUUAUAAGAGUUUUCAAAGCGGAUCAACAAAGUUGCUAUAUUAUCAUCAGUAAAGACACUACAGCUAAAGAAGUAGUUUGUCAUGCUGUUCAUGAAUUUGGUUUGACUGGCGCAUCUGACACACAUUCUCUCUGUGAAGUUUCUGUUACUCCUGAGGGUGUCAUAAAACAAAGAAGACUUCCAGACCAAUUCUCCAAAUUAGCUGAUAGAAUUCAACUCAAUGGAAGGUAUUAUUUAAAAAAUAACAUGGAGACAGAAACCUUAUGUUCAGAUGAAGAUGCUCAAGAACUAAUUAAGGAAAGCCAACUGUCAUUGCUGCAGCUCAGUACCAUUGAGGUGGCCACUCAGCUGUCAAUGAGGGACUUUGAUUUGUUUCGAAAUAUUGAGCCUACUGAAUAUAUUGAUGACCUUUUUAAGUUAGAUUCCAAAAUAGGAAAUAUUCACUUGAAAGAGUUCGAGGAUAUUGUAAACCAAGAGACAUUCUGGGUUGCCUCAGAGAUUUUAACUGAAUCAAAUCAGCUCAAACGAAUGAAGAUUAUUAAGCAUUUUAUUAAAAUUGCACUUCAUUGUCGAGAAUGUAAGAACUUUAAUUCCAUGUUUGCAAUAAUAAGGUGAGUCUGUACAAAGAGGUACAAAUAUCUGUAUGUGGUUUUGUCAUAACAUUAGACAUGAAGCUAGUUUUCUGUUUAGGUAUUAAAUGUCUAGGAAAAAUGUACAGUUAAUAUGCCUUUAUU